CGGCAUCGCGGAAAAACAUCGACUCGGCACGGAAAAAUCCGGAAAAUCGCGAAAUUCUUUUGUGAUUUUGUGCGUUUUGCCGUGGUUCGCGAUGGUGAAUGUUAUGAAAGGAGUUCUUGUGGAAUGUGAUCCUGCUAUGAAACAGUUUUUGCUGCACCUGGACGAAACUCAAUCGCUCGGUAAGAAGUUUAUCAUUCAGGAUUUGGACGAGAAGCAUUUGUUCAUCUCGGUGGAAAUCGUGGAAGUUCUGCAAGCCCGGGUGGAUGAUUUGAUGGAUCGCAUCAGCUUCCCGCUGCACGAGAAGGAAGCCUAA
Messenger RNA from Anopheles darlingi, 313 nucleotides. It is a transcript of the gene Tfb5, whose product is annotated as general transcription factor IIH subunit 5. The coding region runs from base 92 to 313 and encodes 73 amino acids. The transcript has 2 exons. The record is from RefSeq and is a predicted model, not a curated record. Gene Ontology annotation, biological process: transcription initiation at RNA polymerase II promoter; nucleotide-excision repair, preincision complex assembly; nucleotide-excision repair. Gene Ontology annotation, cellular component: transcription factor TFIIH holo complex; transcription factor TFIIH core complex. NCBI's taxonomy places the organism in Eukaryota, Metazoa, Arthropoda, Insecta, Diptera, Culicidae.